Leucoraja erinaceus (little skate) is the source of this 2962-nucleotide messenger RNA. RefSeq lists its product as uncharacterized. Lineage: Eukaryota; Metazoa; Chordata; Chondrichthyes; Rajiformes; Rajidae. The record is from RefSeq and is a predicted model, not a curated record. The coding region runs from base 235 to 2376 and encodes 713 amino acids. The transcript is spliced from 2 exons.
CCAUUGACGUCUCUGGCCGCAUUGGUGGAGCGACGGCCCAAUGGGGAAGCAGCGGCCCGUUGAUUGGUGGAGCGACGACCCAAUGGGGAAGCAGCGGCCCGUUGAUUGGUGGAGCGGCGCCGCGCUGUGCAGGGAUUGGCUGGUGCGAGUGGAUACAGUGAACGCGGCCAUCAGCAACAAACCCCUGAAAGCGCGAUCUGUAGAUCUUUGAUCAGCAAAGCGCAGCCGGUCUCCAUGGCGACGCCGGGCCUAGCCGCCUUCAGCGAGGCACUGGCGCGCCACACCCGGGCCGAGGAUGCGCGGAGAGACAGCCGGCUGCUGCUGCAACCCUACGCCAACUGGGAGGAGAUGCUGCUGCCCGCUCCUGCCGCCAUCGCCAUCCUGGGGGAGCUGAUGGCCGUGUCGGCCGGCCUGGACUUCGGGCUGGAGCCGGGGCGGCUGCGGCAGCUCCGACACCCCGACUCGUUCCGCGCCUGCCUGCAGCAGGUGAGCAACGAGGGCUGGACGGCCUUCAGCCUGGCCCACAGUAACAUGGACCAGAUCCGACUGCAGGCCGCCAGCGUGCCGGUACACAUGAAGGCUGCUGUACACACGCUACUGCGGGGGGAUAGGCCGACGUUGCUCCGCCUGUUGCCCCGACAACUCGGCUGCAUCCGCGCCGCCGCUGACGAGUGCCGCGAGCUGGCGCACGCCGCCGACCAGGGCUUUGUGCGCGUGUCCGCGUUGGUGCACGAGCUGCUGGAGGCGUGCGCGGGGGCGCGUGGCGCGCGUCGGGCCGAGGCGGAGGCUGCGCGUGAAGCACUGGAGGAGGCGGAGCGGCGUCGUGUCCGGGCCGAGGCCGAGCGCCAGCGAGCGGCCGAGUGGGUGGAGCGGGCUGGCCGGGAGGUGGACGAUGCGAGCCGGGCGUGGCAGCGAGCAGAGGCCCGGGAGCCAGGGCCCUGGGCUGUGCUGGGCCUACACGCUGCAGAGUGCACCAUCACUUCCGUCAGCGGCCUGUUGUCCGGCCUACUGACCGUCAGCGAGCCCGUGGCCUUCUCCGGGGCCAUCCUCGACACCCUAGGAGCCCUGGGCUCCGCCGUGGCCGAGCGUAUCCGCAGCAAGGGAGGGCCCGACAGCCGGCCCGGGCCCGGAGUUCCCGCUAGCCCCGCUAGCCCCGCAGUCCUCGCCGCCUCCGCCCGCCUGCUGCUCGCCGCCUUCAAACUGCAGGAGCUCCUCACUCCAGAGCGCCAGCUACUGCCCACCGCCCUGCAUGACCCGCAACCCUGUGCCCAGGCCCAGCAACUCCUGGACGGGGUGCAGGCCGAGCUGGAGGCCGGCGGCACAGAGGAGGAGGAGGAUGAGGAGGAGGGUGGGCCCGGCCUCGCCGCCCUCGCCCUGUGCCGCCACGGCCUCAGGCUGUGCCAGCGGCUGCAGGAGCUGCACCCCAGCCCCGAGGCCCAGCAGCUGGAGCAGGCGGCCGCCUCCAUCCACCAGCUCCACUGCAAGGUAAUGAGGUUCAACUCGGGCUGCGCCGCCUCCUGCCCCGGGCCCGCCCUGGCCCCCGGUGCCCCCAACCUGUCCGGGGCUGCCAAGGGGCAGGAGCCAGCUGACCGUGGGCUGCUACACACCAUGCUGACCCAGGCCCGGGUGAAGGUGGAGACGGCCAAGACGCAGCUGGAGACGAGCCGCCAGGAGUACCGGCGUGGGCUGGAGGUGCUGCAGGAGAGAGACCGGGAGCUGGAGGAGCUGCUGCAGCAGAUGAGGGGCUGCCGGGUGAAGGAGCUCGACCUGGGCGACACGCUGGUGCUGCUGGCUCAGGGGCUGCGGGCACUCGGCCAGGUGCAGGAGCAGUGGGCCAAGCUGAUCCGCUUCUUCCAGAUGAUGUCCAACCUGAUCAAGGUGUGCCUGAGCAAGACGCUGGUGCAGCUGGCCGAGCAGGCCGAGGACGUGCAGGAGCUGGAGAACUACAGCCAGCAGCAGCUGGUGCGUGACCUCAUCUACUCGCAGGCCUUCCAGGCCAGCAACAUCUCGGGCCUGGUGCACACCAUCGCCAGCACCUACAUGGACGUGUCCAACAAGUACCUGAUGGACCGCAUCACCCAGCUCGGCCGCCUCGUCACGCUGGAGCCCGGCGACGCUGACUUCGCCGCCCAGCGCCACCUUCUGCACCAGGGCUGCGACCAAGCCCGCAAGAUGAUCAUGCAGCGGGCGCUGAGCAGCCAGCAGGACUUCGAGAGGCAGGUUCAGCUGCGCAUCGAGGCCAUCGACUCGGACAUGGCAGCGGCACUGCCCCCCGCCCCGGCCCACGAGCAACAGCUUAUCGAGAGCUCCCUGAAGGAGCAGCCCAGUGCCAUCUUCCACGAGCUGUCCCACUACGAAGAGGAGCAGUGGGCCUGAGGGGCGGCCGGGCAUGUGGCACAGAGGGAGUGGGGGGGGUCAGACGCCUGGGGUGGUGGGGAAUGAGAAUGGCGAUAGGUCAACUGGCGUGGGGUGCAGGAGUACCUUGUGUAGGCAGAUGUGGUGCAGAGGUACCCGGUGUGGGCAGAUGUGUAUUGGUACCAGGUUCACAUCAAACCCUUCCUUCGGCUCACAAUGUCUGUGCCUAACACCAUGCUGACAGUUGAUUUCGACACUGAUCCAUUUCCUCCAUUCUCAGAAUUUGCACAUGCCUAUCUAAAAGCUUCUUAAACCCCGUCCCAUAUCUGCCUCCACCACAACCCCAGCAGUGCAGUCCAGGUACCCACCCUCUGUGUAAGAAUAAACACCUGCCCCGCAUAUUCUUGCAAACGUUGCCACUCGCACUUUAAAGCUAUGCCUUAUUGUCUUAGACAGUUCUAUCCUGGGAAAUGCAUUCUGACGGUCUUCCCUAUCUAAAGCUAUCAGCAUUUUAUAUUUUUUUAUCAGGUCUAAGUCUACCUCUAAUCCAGGCAGCAUUCUGGCAGAUUGCUACUUCAAAGCAUGCGGGUAAAUGGGGGGGGGGGGG